AUGUCAAAUGCAAGCAAUAAUUCGACUGUACAUACAACCGGAACUGUACUAUCAUACGCUGGAACAAGUGUAAAUGAAAUUCCUUUAAUUGGAAGAUUCUGGAUGUAUCUCCUAUCAAAUUGUGCAUCAUUUAUUUGUUCUAUUUUUGUUCUCUAUCAUUUACUUUUUAAUAAGAAUCUUCGAUGGGGACUUAAUAACCAUGCUUUCAUAGUUGGUCUUAUUAUUAAUCUUUUUGUGCUCGUAUUAGAUGUUCCACUGUAUUUGUAUUAUCUAUAUCAUGGAAUUGUUUGGAUACAAGUGCCAUUGAUUUGUCAACUUUGGAGAUAUAUUGAUGCAGCAUCAUAUACAGUAUUACCUAAAUUAGUUGCAUGGGCUUCAUUUGAACGGCAUAUUCUGAUUUUUAAUGAACGACGACUUUUACGAUUAAAAAAUCGUAUUUUAUUUCAUUAUAUACCUAUAGCUUUUUUUUCCUUUUAUGUUAAUUUUCUCUUUCCUUUUGGAUGUGUUGGUACAAUACCUCAACUUAAAACAAAAAUCAAAAAGAUAUUAUUAUGUUGGAAAAUAAAAUCAUCUGCUGUUGCUCCACGUAUAGUGAAAAAACAACAAUCGCCAGCUUGUCAAAAACCUAUUACAGCAAAUACUGCUUUAUAA
Molecule: messenger RNA, 651 nt
Organism: Adineta steineri
Lineage: Eukaryota; Metazoa; Rotifera; Eurotatoria; Adinetida; Adinetidae
Source: the annotation of a GenBank genome assembly